AUGUAUAUCAAUACGAACACCAAAAUAUCUAACAAUCAGAUACGGGCACAUAUCAUAUCGACUAUACGCGUCACACUGAGAAACGCUGGAAAGGACCACACAUCAACUUCAAUUAAAUAAAAUAAAAUCAAAUCCAUUCAUUCAUACAUCAUUAACCGACGAUUCUCAGUCUCAACACACAGCUCAAUCAACAAACCAUGAUGUGGGAAUGGGAACAAGAAGAACAACAACACCACCACUUUGAUGACAACACCUCCCCAAAUACUAAUGAAACCCCCGACCCCAAUUCCUAUCAGAAUUUCGAUUUCCUCUCCGCUCUCUCUAAACCCAAGGAUUAUUACAAGAUGUUGGAAGUUGAUUACGAUGCAACCGAGGAUACUAUUCGCUCUAAUUACAUUCGUCUCGCUCUCAAAUGGCACCCGGACAAACAGAAAGACCAGGAUUCUGCCACGUCACGGUUUCAAGAGAUAAACGAGGCCUAUCACGUUUUGAGUGAUCCAGUCAAAAGAAGAGAGUAUGACAUAAAUGGAAUGCGUUACGUAUACGAUUACAAUAUCAUUGAUUAUCUUGACCGUUACAAGGGCCUCAUAUUGACUUGCAAUGGCCUUGGCUUAAAGCAUUCGAUAUGGUAAAGCAAACCGGCAUUGUAGACAUUCUUCCAGUGCCUCUGGGACAAUUUUUUUGAAGUACCUGGCACUGCAUGCCAUGCUCAGUAAUGUAAACACCUGCUUAUGAUGUCCUAGAGUGAUUGAUAGCUUCAUGGUUUAUGUAUAAAAGAAACAUAGACUAAAUGAAAUUUCAACUUCUUGUAAUCGUCGAACCGUCGAACAUUAUCUUGCUCUCUCUGCUUGCUUUCAAAUGUGUUCAUAUCUCUCACCUUUCUUUGUUUAUCUGUUAAUGAAAAUCUGGUUCACUAUGUUUAUGUUGCCUGAGAUACUAAGAUUGCAUCACGAGGAGAACAAAAGCAGAUGAUGAGAAGGAUGAAAUCAGAAGACGGUAAAACAAGGUACUGUUUGUAUCUCUCCUCUUUAGUUGGUUUUCAAGUCUUUGAUAAUCCCUGAUGCAAUGAUGUUCCUAAUUUGGUUAUGUUUUUGAAUUCAGUCUAAGGUGUACAUAAAAAGGACUACAUUUUUGUCA
Messenger RNA from Cicer arietinum (chickpea), 1137 nucleotides. RefSeq lists its product as uncharacterized. The record is from RefSeq and is a predicted model, not a curated record. Gene Ontology annotation, cellular component: nucleus; cytoplasm. Lineage: Eukaryota; Viridiplantae; Streptophyta; Magnoliopsida; Fabales; Fabaceae.